AUGGUCGUCUUUUCCCUUUUGAUCAUUAAUAAAGCUGGUGGUCUUGUCUACAACCGCACAUUCGCACCAGGACUUCAAAAGCUGGAUUCGAACGAUUAUCUCAUCCUAGCCGGCACAUUCCAUGGCAUCCACGCAAUAUCGAGAAGCAUCAACCCGGUUCCUCCAGCUCCGCUACCACCAGGCAAUCGGAAAGCUCCCACCACAGGCAUUGAAAGUCUUGAGAGCAGUCAUUUCAGACUGACCUGCUUCCAAACGCCAACUGGAGUGAAGUUCCUGCUCUUCACUAGUCCGGAGCAGCCCAAUACGGAGCUAGUAGUGCGAAGGUGCUAUGAAAUCUAUGGAGAUUUUGUCAUGAAGAAUCCGUUCUACAACCUGGAGAUGCCUAUUCGCGUGGAGAAGUUCGAUCGAGCACUGGGUGCAUAUCUAGUGAGACCAUCAUGA
Ramularia collo-cygni is the source of this 441-nucleotide messenger RNA. Its product is annotated as related to TRAPP subunit involved in targeting and fusion of ER to golgi transport vesicles. Bases 1 to 441 code for a protein of 146 amino acids. Lineage: Eukaryota; Fungi; Ascomycota; Dothideomycetes; Mycosphaerellales; Mycosphaerellaceae. The record is from RefSeq and is a predicted model, not a curated record. Gene Ontology annotation, cellular component: TRAPP complex. Gene Ontology annotation, biological process: endoplasmic reticulum to Golgi vesicle-mediated transport. The transcript has 2 exons.